AUGGGGCGCCGCGGCUCCUCCGACCGCCUCGAGGCGCUCUCCCUCGAGAUCGAGCGCAAGCUGCAGAAGGCUCUGAUCUCCAACUCACAGCGUCUUCAGAUACUUCAGCAAUUGUUUGCUGACAUUGCAUUGAAGGUGGAUGAUCGUGCUCGAGAUGCGAUUAUGAGUGAGAAUGAUGAUGGCAUUGCUCCAGUAGAUGAACGGGAAGAUGGUUGGCUAUGCUUCUAUGAGAUUCUUGCAAAUCAUUUUGUUAAAGUGCCUGAAAGUGGCAGGCGUAUACUUGAGUUGAUAGUGCAACUCUGGAGCCAGUCCUUCGCGUCCAACAUAUUUGCACUUCUUUUCCACAAAUGGUUGUUCGAAGCCCCUCUUGAUGAAAAGGAAAUAUCGCUACGAUAUAGCUCUGCUCUUGUUCAAGGUGCUACAAAUGUAUUUUGGAUUGACAUACAGACAAAUACAAGACAUUUUCUCUCUUUGUAUCAUUAUCUCCUUGAGGAUGUUGCUCUAGUCCCUGACCGACUUACUAAAAUAUCAUUACAGGCUGGUAGAGACCUUUUCCUUCUGCUCUCUAGAUUCAUGUUCUUCUAUGAUCAAGAUCCCUUGCUUUCUAGUUUCCUAGAGCAUUUCCCCACUUUUCCAAAUUCCUUCUUGGUUGGUGGACCAGCAGAUUACUUUGUAAUUGAACUCACUGAUCUGCUUCAAAAGCUAAAAAUUGAGCCAGUACUACUGCACUACCUCUCCUGCAUGAGCAUACUUCAAGGGCUGGAACUGAGAUUGAGUACAAGCACCAGAUUAAAGGCCUGCCUCUACAGCUUCACUUCUCCUGGUGGCCCUACGUACCCAACACGUGCGGUGCGGCAUGCAGCCUGGAAUACAUUGGAUUUGCUGUUCCCUAUCGGUCGUUACCCAAGGCAUGUGAUCAGCCUGUUCUUCCGGCUGCUGUAUCCGUGGUACUGGCCUUCCUCUUGCUGGAACUUCGUGAUGACCUGUGCCAUGACUGUCUACUACUACAUCCUAAACCUGCUGGUGUCUAGUUGGGAGAAACUGAGGCGGCCCAGUCACCGGAGAACGCAUGGUGAAUGA
This is a messenger RNA of Miscanthus lutarioriparius, 1080 nucleotides long. The record is from the annotation of a GenBank genome assembly. Lineage: Eukaryota; Viridiplantae; Streptophyta; Magnoliopsida; Poales; Poaceae.